AUGACUGCAUGGCGAAACGACUUCAGCGAAGAGGAUCUUCACAACUUGUUCAUGAGCGAUGUUUUCAAUCCUGACGAUAGCGUCGAGUCGGUGAAGCGUCUACUGUUGCGUGUAGCAGUGAGGCUUAUUAGUACUGGUAUUGACUCUUUCCACCCCACAGUAACCCACUUAGCAACAUCCAACAAGAGUAUCACGCCUACUCUUCGUCGUGCUGGCGACACCUUGGAGGAAAAUAUCAAAGCGGUAAAGCAGCACGGAGUGGAGCCCCACACCCUGGGAAGUUUCUCAUUGAAGAAACGUUCAACAUCUUCCCAUUUGAGCAGUGAAGGGUGCUUUGAUCCCAUCACCGUCCUGGAACAGGAUAUCCUCAGCAUCGGCGCAUUGGAUCUCGCAGCGACCUUGGAGCGUCAUCAGCAACUGAGGAUGCUCCAAAAGCGCAAGCGGACAAGCAGCGAUGCGGCCGAGAAAACAAAUCGAACAGUUCCGUUUAAUACCAUGGAGCAUGGAGUGAAGCAUUCUUCGCGCGACACCAAACCCAGCCGUUUGACUUUCGUUGGAACUGAUCACUACAACCGCUUGAGGAGGCGACGGCCGCCCUCGAGCUGCGGGCUUCCUCUGAGUCCAUCGCCCAACCCCCACAGUCCGUUAUCGAGUCCUUCAAAGCGCUUCUACCGCACUCCUAGCAUAAAGAAAGCUGAAGCUAAGCGUACCGAGAAUGCAUGCAGUAGUGACUGCUGGGCCUCCGUUGAAAAGGAUCUUCAGUCAAUCUAUCGUACUUGGACUGAGACUCGGCCUUUUCCAGACAUCGAAAAAAUUAUCGAGGAUGAAUCGCUAUCGCUCACCCUACUGGUCUCAUCUGAAUAUAAACCAUUCUCAUCCGACAGUAUCCGAAGUUCGCUGAAACCGCUCCAAGCACUAGCGCCAGGUACGGGCCCGGAUGAAAAAUCUGACACAAACGUCUUCCCAAAGGCAGUUGAGCUGCCUCGGAUCAAAGACGGAAGCAAUCGGGUAACAACCGGAGUCUUACGUGCUCUCCGCACAGCAAUCCCGAAACCGGACCGCAAAGAGCUGAACGCGGCGUCGAAUCCAAAGCUUCUCGGAGAGAGUCUAGAAUCUAUAGACUUCUCGCUGUCCGUUUUGCAGACAUGCCGCAAAUGGGAAGUGCACACAGAUCUUGGCAUGGAGUGUGUCGCUCGAGCACUCCGCCUGUCGGUGGAGAUAGCUCUUGUGGACGAAUUCCUCAGUUCGGCGCUAAAGCUCUUCACGAAGCUCAAGGACACCGAAAGGGAUAGAGCCAGCAACCAUAUAACUGUUGCAUACCUCCUUGCGUUCCUGUACAAACGAUUCGAAGAAGCUCAGUCAACCGAGUUAGGGCCGUCGAAUAAGCAAGCAUGGGAGAGAGUAAACUCUCAAAUUUCCGAGCUUUUAUUUAGCCUCCAAUGUCUCAUCACCGUCCCGGACGCAAACUCGACCCCUAGGAUCCCUUACGAGCGCUCGUCAUACUUUGAGGGCGUUGAGAUGACCGCUACAUUGCGUGGCAACCAAGUAGAGAGUGGCAGUUCUUCAACGGCUCAUGACGUUACCCAAGACGACGGCGGAUCUUUCGAUGCAUGUUUGACUGCGCAUGUUCAAGGAAUUCAGCAGCUUGUGCCAUUGUAUCUGCUAUGCUCUGUAGCAUGCGAUAAGAUUAAGGACAACUAG
Molecule: messenger RNA, 1701 nt
Organism: Westerdykella ornata
Lineage: Eukaryota; Fungi; Ascomycota; Dothideomycetes; Pleosporales; Sporormiaceae
Exons: 2
Coding region: 1-1701 (566 amino acids)
Source: RefSeq, a predicted model, not a curated record